Castor canadensis (American beaver) is the source of this 1006-nucleotide messenger RNA. The record is from RefSeq and is a predicted model, not a curated record. Lineage: Eukaryota; Metazoa; Chordata; Mammalia; Rodentia; Castoridae.
CUCAUUAUCCCUAUAAAGGAAAAAUCAAAAACAUAUUAAGAUUCCACCUCACUUCUGUUAGAAUGGCUAUCAUCAAGAGCACAAGCACAAGGUGUGGCCUGACGGGCCACACCGCCUUUCGCCACACGUGGUUUCGGCACGAUGCCUAAAUCCAAACGAGACAAGAAAGUUUCCUUAACCAAAACCGCCAAGAAAGGCUUGGAACUGAAACAGAACCUGAUAGAAGAGCUUCGGAAAUGUGUGGACACGUACAAGCACCUCUUCAUUUUCUCUAUGGCCAACAUGAGGAACAGCAAGCUGAAGGACAUCCGGAAUGCCUGGAAACACAGCUGGAUGUUCUUUGGCAAAAACAAGGUGAUGAUGGUGGCCUUGGGACGAAGCCCGUCCGAUGAGUAUAAAGACAACCUGCACCAGGUCAGCAAGAAAUUGAGGGGUGAAGUUGGUCUCCUUUUCACCAACCGCACAAAGGAAGAAGUGAAUGAGUGGUUCACCAAAUACACAGAGAUGGAUUUCGCCCGAGCUGGGAACAAAGCAACUUUCACUGUGAGCCUGGAUCCAGGGCCCCUGGAGCAGUUCCCCCACUCCAUGGAGCCACAGCUGAGACAACUGGGCCUGCCUAUUGCCCUCAAAAGAGGUGUGGUGACCCUGUUGUCAGACUAUGAGGUGUGCAAGGAGGGCGAUGUGCUGACUCCAGAGCAGGCCCGGGUUCUGAAGCUUUUUGGAUAUGAAAUGGCAGAAUUCAAGGUGACCAUCAAAUACAUGUGGGAUGCACAGUCAGGACGGUUCCAGCAGAUGGGAGAUGUGGAAGAUGGCCUGCCUGAGAGCGCACCUGAGUCUACUGAAGAGUCAGAGGAUGACAAAGACGACUGACUUGGGGAGACUGAGGCCUCCACAAGACCAUGCAGGACUGCUUUCCCCCUUGUGGGAGAGCCUAUUUAUUUUGCUGUGGAUGAAGACAAGGGAGGGUGAUACAGGUUGACUUUUUUUCCAUAAAGAAUAAAAUCAU